Manis javanica (Malayan pangolin) is the source of this 2911-nucleotide messenger RNA. It is a transcript of the gene DDT, whose product is annotated as D-dopachrome tautomerase. Lineage: Eukaryota; Metazoa; Chordata; Mammalia; Pholidota; Manidae. Gene Ontology annotation, molecular function: phenylpyruvate tautomerase activity. The record is from RefSeq and is a predicted model, not a curated record.
CCGCUCUCCCAGCUUCCACCUUGGCCUCCUGGCCUUGGCUCAGGCUGUGUUCCCACUGCUUAAAGGGCCCCUCUGCACCCUCUUUGGUGAGGGUGCCCUCUGGUUGGUGCCCAUCCUGGUCUGUUGGUGUUUGUCACUGUGUACUUCCUUGAUGUCCCCGGCCCCGGGCUGAGUUAGGGUCCCUUAGCCCCACUGCUUCCUUCCCUCAGUCCUGUCAGGGAGCUGGUUCGACGCCCCCUGGGCCGAGCACAUGUUACAGGUGAAGGCUGACCUGUGGAAGAGGUGCUUGUCUCCCAAGGUGGUGUGCAGGACCGGUUCAUGAACUUCCUUGCAGGGAGAAAAGUCCCAGGUCAGACCCUGCCCUCCAGGUGUUGCUGAGACCUUGCCAUCCUGCAUCUACUCAUAACCCCAGCCACUGUCUUCUCCAUGCCCCUUCUGGGUCCCAGACUUGCCUUCUAUCCCUGACCUUUCCCCUCAGGACUGUCACAAUCUUUUUGUCUUGUGUCUUAGACCCUCAGAUAUCUGAGUCAUCUGAUAACCUGUUACUGGGACAGGGUCAUGAGCAGAGAGAGCUUCUUGACCUUCGUGCUUUCCCAUAGAAGCUCCUUUUAUAUGCACACUUAUAUAGAGUUUUAGAUGUGUAAUUGUUCAUAUACACCCACACAAUUUCAAUUAUAUUUUUCAUUUGUGUUUCAGACAACUUCACAACACUGAUGAGAAUACCAUGUUUAGCCAUAUUAACAAAUAAUCACGUUUUAAAUAACACCUUUUGUUUUGCCUCUAAAAAUACAGGGUGCCAUAAACAUGGCUGGCAAUUUAUCUGGGACCUGGCUCUCACCCCUGGUGGAUAGUACUUCACUAUGAGGCAGAUGGCUCUGGGGGCCAGGUAGAGAUGCAGUGAGCCCCAGGGUCUCUGCUCGGCCCCACCCAAGUCCACACGUGUCACUAGGUCUGAUUAAGAGUAGCGCAGGUUCCCACAUUAGGCGAAGUUGCUUGAUUUUGAAAUAGUGGCAACUCAUUCAAAACAACUCUAAGCCUCAGUGACGAUGUAACGUCGAGCCUGGGGAAGGCCCCCCACAAGUGUGUGUGUUUUGGGGGUGUUUAGACCUCCAUGUAAAUAAAUAUAAGCUGCGGAGACCACGGCAGCCCUAUAAGACCAUAGGAGAAAGUGUGGCUGGAGCUGGGGCGGGGCCACCGCUCCGCCAAUGUCUCGUUGUGGGUGGGGUUAUAAGGAGCGGGCCGGGCCUUAGGACUUCCGGAAACCAGCGCCCGCGCACACGCAAGCUGUCGGCCGGGAGUGCAGCCCAACCAGCCAAUUGCGGAGGGCGCUGCGUGCCUGCCCAGCCAGUGAGAAGCCUGGUUUGUGUCGCCCCACCCCUGCUCCCCAUUCCGGACCUUGGGACACCUACCAUGACAUUUCGCGUUCACUCUGCCGUGACCGCUUACGCGUUUUCCGCCGGCCAUGCCUUUCGUUGAGCUGGACACGAACUUGCCCACCGGCCGUGUGCCUGCGGGAUUGGAGAAGCGGCUCUGUGCGGCCACCGCAGCCAUCCUGAAGAAACCCGAGGACGUGAGCGUGGGCCGGGGAGCGCGGCGGGAGGAGCGCGUGACGGUGACCGUGAGGUCCGGCCUGGCCAUGGUGGUGAAUGGCUCGAAUGAGCCCUGCGCGCAGAUGCUGGUCUCCUCCAUCGGUGUGGUGGGCACGGCCGAGGAGAACCGUGGCCACAGUGCCCGCUUCUUCGAGUUCCUCACCAAGGAGUUGGACCUGGGCCAGGAUCGGUGCGUGGGGUCAGGGAGAAUAUGCUCCCGGGACUGCUGCGUGAACUGGACAGUGAUUCCCACCCACCUCAGAGCCCCCCCAAAGGAUAAUUAUCCGCUUUUUCCCCCUGGAGCCCUGGCAGAUUGGCAAGAAGGGGACAGUCAUGACUUUUUUAUGAAUGGCAUGGAGAGCAACCAGGGUGUCUGUAAGCUGGCCACCCCUUUCAGAGAGGCCACCUGGCAGGGUAAUGGUCUGGUGGAUACCAGCUCUGGUCCCCCCUGCCCCCUCAUCCCCACAGACAUGCGCAGUACCUCACAGUUGUUAUCUUCCCCAUCCUCAUGCCAAAUAAAUGAAGAGAGCCUCAUCUUUCAAAUAUGACUUCUUUACCUUCCUUUGCCCCUCCCUCCCUGGCAUUCUGGGCCACUCUGGGCAGCGGGCUUGGUUUAUGAGGUGGAUACUUUGGGAUCCUGAGAGGUAGGAUGUUUCCUGUUCUCAGGGCUGCUGUUUCACAUAUUGUAUUUAGGCUGCUCAAAUCCAAGGGUGGAGGGCUCAGCCCGGAGGCCCUUGCUGUCUGUGCCUGUGUGCAGGCUUGGAGGGAGGGGUUGGCAGCUGGUCUAUCCUGGACCUUCCUACAGAUUCUGCUGACCAGAUGUCCCUGUCCUCAGCCUGGGCUCGCCUGGGUGUUCCCUGCCUACAGACUGCUGUGCCUAGGGAGAGCUGAGCUUCAGGGGACCUCUCCUGGGCAUUCCUAAAGUCCAUCUUCUCCCAUGAGUCUUGCUGAGAAUGCUCUGAGCACCUGGUGAAAACCUUAGUCCUAGAAUUGGCAAACCUGGAAAUGCAAUGUCUGCCACUAGAAACUGAGCAGAUGGGAUCCCUGCCUCCCCCUAUACCCUAUCUAAAUUACUCUUACCAUGUUUUUGCAUUUCAGAGGCUAUACAGGUGGGGUGGGGGAAUCCCAUAGGUCUCCUUUUCAGUUUCCUUCUAGAUAUUUGAAGCAAAGUUUGCUUCACUUAGACACUGUGGUGGGUGCUGUGUUUCCCUGCACAGUUAAAGGUUUGAUCAUCUUUGUCUUUAGUGCACCAGUGUAAUAUCAGAUUGAGAUUUUUCAGUCUAUGAAGUCCAUCUGGUUAAUAAAGUUAGUUUCCAAUGGAA